This is a messenger RNA of Centropristis striata (black sea bass), 607 nucleotides long. It is a transcript of the gene lyrm9, whose product is annotated as LYR motif containing 9. Bases 134 to 364 code for a protein of 76 amino acids. NCBI's taxonomy places the organism in Eukaryota, Metazoa, Chordata, Actinopteri, Perciformes, Serranidae. The record is from RefSeq and is a predicted model, not a curated record. The transcript is spliced from 4 exons.
CGGCGGGCUACUUUCAUAAUAUAAAUCCAAGGAGGUUUUAACAUGCUGAACGCCUGAUGACAGCUUUCACCACAGCAAUAACAGAAAUAUUGUGACUAACUGGAACUCAGCAGUUAACCCAAAGAAAGAAGGGAUGCUGUCUUUAGUUGGAGCUGAGAUGACACCAGUGCAGCUCUAUCGACACCUCCUGAGAUGUUGCAGGCAGUUACCAAGCCCAGCAAUGCAGCAGCAUUAUCGACAUGCCAUAAGACAGGGUUACAACAGUCACUCAGAUGAAGACGACCAAGAGAGGAUACAAAUGAUCAUCCAAAGAGCUAUUAUAGAUGCAGAAUGGAUUCUUGAUAAAUAUACCAAGAAGAAGUGAAGCUCAAACUAUGAAAAUGUACUCUGGUAUGGUAUCUUGCACUGCUGCAACUGAAACAUGAGUCAUCAUUUCUGAAUGCUCUUUGUUGUUUGUUUUCAUGAUGAUGCAUCAUGUGAUGAGAGGAAGACCUCAUGAGAAUGGACUGUUGGGACAACUCAAUUUACUAUCUAUAAAAAGUGUAAAUACAGUUCUUAGAUUGAAAUGAGUAUAUGCUGUUUCUUUUUCAAUAAAUUAUCGUCAUUA